CACAAGGUCAAGUGCGAGCGUCAGAGUCAUUGCUCCUCGCGUGCGCAUCGCAUACUUGCGCCUGCGCAACCUCGGGUUACAGUGACCGUGUUUAUUAUCCAUCAUCAGUUGCUCCAUUUUUUUACGCCCGUAACUGUUAAAGCGAAAAUGAUGCAAAAACUUAUCUUCCUGUGUGUGCUAUGCGUCGUGCAAGCCCUGGCGAGCAGCGAUGACCGGUUUAUCAAGAAAUACGCCAUGAUGAAGAUAUAUGAAAGCUGUUUCGGUGCCGAAGUUGUGAAACAAAUUCGCAAAGAGAUGAAAGACGCGUACACGAAAUGUUCAGCACCGCCAUCUUUUGAAGAACAACCGAAUUCGCAAAUACCGCCUAUCUUCCUCGGCAAGCUGCCGCCCGGUUUCUCUAUGGACCCAAAUACGCAAACCAUAACCAAACCGACAGAUGGCGUUCAACAUCCGGAGCAAGACAAUAAUUUACAAGACCAAGGAUCACAUCCACAAAAAUCUCCACCCGGAAAUAUUUUCGCUUUCCGACCUCACUCGGGCUUCCCCCAGCAGCAACAACAACCAAUCCCCCCCUACAUGAUGCCAACCAGUCCGCAGUUCCGGCCGUUCAGCGCGCCGACCCCCUUCUACCAGUUUCCUUACAAUGCCCCCGGCCUGUUCUACCCCCCCACCCCGCAGUACAACCCUUACGCGUACCAGCAGCAGCAGUUCUACCAGCAACCCAUGCCGCAAUAUUUUGGAGCCAGUAAUAGGAUGUCGCGCGACAUGGACCUCCGCGACCGCCUGGAGGUGAUCUCCCGCGGUCCAGCCGCCGGCCGCGUCCGCAACAUCACCUGCGUGAUGCAGGAGCUGGGCUACAUCGACCACAACUUGGAGCCCAACUACGAGCAGAUAACUCAAAGGAUUGCCAACCUUCCUGUCUCAGUGGAACUGAAGGGAGACAUCCAAGAUGGCUUGCAGUUCUGCCAGAAAUUCUCGCAAUGCGUGCCGGACGUGAAACGGGACGUGGCCCCACUCUCUCAAGAGCUGAUCAAGCCAAUGUUCUUCUUCAGGUGCUAUAAGCACAAGAAACUGGAGGCGUGCAUCAUGAAGGACAUCCGCGAACGUUUCACCAGCGAAGAUGAACUCGACACCGACACUGACUUCAGGUCGCUGUCCAGAUCAGCCCGGUCAAUCCGUGAGGACCUGAACGAUCCAAGGUUCGAGGCCCUGGACGAGAUGGCAGUAUACCUCUACGACUACCUGAGUGGGGGGAGCGGUUUCGACUUCGACCUCUACAUGUAGAAGACUGAUGGAAAAUGUAGCUUAUUAAGUUUAAAUAAUGUAACUAAUCUAUGACUUUUUGAUAUUUUAUUCAAAUUAUCAGAUUUUGUUAUUGAUUAGCGAAGUUUUAAGUUGGUUAAUUUUAUUACUUGAUCAAAAUAUGAAGUUGACCCCAAAGUAAAUCAUUCGAAUUGUGUAACAAUGAUAAAAGGCUUUUGUUUAUGUGGAAUUUGUAUUUAAACAUUCUCAUUGAUUUUUCAAUCAUUUUCAUAUUAUGCUAAUUAUUUAAGAUCUUAGGAUAAGCGUAAAUAAUUAAUUACGUAUAAAUAAUUUCAUAGAUUUUUUGUACAUUUUGGAUUUGAAAGAAAUCUUUCAAUUUUCAUUCAUUCAACAACAUUAUUAGGUACAUUUAAAAUAAUGAAUACUUUAUGUAUGUAGGUAUGUUUCCUUAAAAUGGUUAACUAAGGGGUCAAACAAAAAAAAACUCAUUCUUGCCAAGAUGUUUUAAUUUUCCGACAUCGAGGGAAUGUUGAUUGGGAAAUUAAUUCUAAAAUACUCGCACAUUUUGUUCUUUAUUCGUGGUUGUUUUACUUUUAUUAAACGAAUUUACAUUAACUCUGCCAUUAAAAUCGCAUUUAAUAGUUAGAUUAAGGAACUGGUCGUUUAAGUAGAGAUUAAACUUUAUAGUAUAUUAUUAUUUUAUUCUCAUUUGUCUAAAUAAAUUAUUACGCUAGAUACAGUUAGGGCAAGGAACGUUCAGGACAUUUUAAAGUCCUCUUAUUAUCGGACUAUUGUCCAUAUUUGUCUUAUGCCAUACACACACACAAAAAUGACAAAAAUUUUAUUUUUACUUUUCACAAUAUUCAUUAACCAAGUUUCCAUUUAAACAAUUUUUUGGUACGAAUUUACAUACAAUAUGAUAUUUUUUUGAAAUUCAAAACAAUAGUCUUAAUUCUGUUUGCAAGGACGAAAUAAUAGAUUUCUUUUUUGGUAAAAAAAAAUCAAACAAUGGCUCAGAUAACAUACUCGAUAUUGUAGUCUAUAAGUUUAUUUUUAAAUUGAGUUAUUUUAAGUAUUUUCAUUUGAUGUACAGCCAACUUCGAUAAAUGUGUAGCGAAUAAUCGUACCUAGGUAAUUAACUUAGCCUAGUCUACGAAGCUUAAUAAACAUAUUAUACAGGGUAGUUUUUUUCACCUUCAGAUAGUGAGGCUGAGUUGGUUUCAAAAGAAAUUUACGUGAAAAAUAUUUCUUUUUUUCUCCCAAUGUCUACUAAGUGACUAGGUAUGGAAAUCCGAAAUAUUAUGUUUUUCUGUCAAUUCAAAUUUCUUUUGAAAGUUGUUGCAUGUACUGAGCAUAUUGUAAAAAAAUGUGCAUGGAAAAAAUUACCCUGUUGUUGGUGGCAUAUUAUAUGGCAGAUUGACAAAAUUAAGACAAUUUUAAGGAUACUAAUGUAGUCCUUAAAAUAUUAUUUCCUUGGAUAUUGGUACUUGGGCGUGUUUGCUGCUAUCAUGAAACUGAUGAAAAUGUGCAAAAACAAGGCUCGGGUAGGAUCUCAAUUUUCUUAGAUGACAUUAAUGAACAUUCAAGAACGAACUUCUAAAAGUUUCUCAAUUUUGUAUAAUUAAUUCAUCAUUAAUGUGUAAUAGUUGAAAUAGAAUCUCUACACAAUAGUCAACGAAAUAUUUAAUUUAC
This is a messenger RNA of Plodia interpunctella (Indianmeal moth), 2955 nucleotides long. RefSeq lists its product as uncharacterized. Lineage: Eukaryota; Metazoa; Arthropoda; Insecta; Lepidoptera; Pyralidae. The record is from RefSeq and is a predicted model, not a curated record. The transcript is spliced from 9 exons. Bases 148 to 1284 code for a protein of 378 amino acids.